Juglans microcarpa x Juglans regia is the source of this 1275-nucleotide messenger RNA. Its product is annotated as phospho-2-dehydro-3-deoxyheptonate aldolase 2, chloroplastic-like. Gene Ontology annotation, molecular function: 3-deoxy-7-phosphoheptulonate synthase activity. Bases 1 to 1275 code for a protein of 424 amino acids. Gene Ontology annotation, biological process: aromatic amino acid biosynthetic process. NCBI's taxonomy places the organism in Eukaryota, Viridiplantae, Streptophyta, Magnoliopsida, Fagales, Juglandaceae. The record is from RefSeq and is a predicted model, not a curated record. The transcript has 4 exons.
AUGAAGCAGCAUAGGUGCAUCAAUAAGAGUCAGUUGAGGAGUGGAACUACAAGUUGUGGGUUGGGCAAUUUUGAUAGGCCUGUUUUGAGCUUGGAUGGAAGAAUUGUAUACAUUAUAUUUGCAUGUGGUUUGGUUGUGUUUGAUUAUGAGAAAUCUGCUUUACUAGCUUAUUUAUGGGUUUUCUCAUUUCGUUCCCUCCAGCCAUCUCUCCCCCUUCCCCCUUUCUCUCCGCAGUCCCUCUUCUCCCUCAACCCUCCGCCGCGCACAGCCCAUCGCCAACGGCCCCAGCAGGCCACUGCGACCUCACCUCGACGGCCACCCCCUCCUUCUCACCCCCAUCACCAACCCACUUACUCUCUGGUUCCCACUUCCGCCAAAGCGUACGACGCCAAGCCCCUGAUCACUCGCAUCUCGGCUGUCCAUGCUGUCGAGCCCUCGACCAAGCAGUCUACGCUGCCCGUCGCGGCAUCGAAUUUGAAAUGGACGGUGGAGACCUGGAAGUCCAAGACUGCGCUGCAGCUCCAGGAGUACCCGGACCAGAAGGAGCUGGACUUGGUGCUCCAGACCAUCGAGGCCUUCCCUCCCAUCGUUUUCGCUGGCGAGGCGAGGCACCUGGAGGAGAAGCUCGCCGAGGCAGCCGUGGGCAAUGCCUUUCUCUUGCAAGGAAGGGACUACGCCGAGAGUUUCAAGGAGUUCAGUGCGAAUAACAUAAGGGACACCUUCAGGGUGCUUCUUCAGAUGGGUGCGGUUCUUAUGUUUGGUGGUCAAAUGCCUAUCAUUAGGGUUGGGAGAAUGGCGGGUCAGUUUGCGAAACCCAGAUCGGCUCCAUUUGAGGAGAGGGAUGGUGUGAAACUGCCGAGUUACAAAGGAGACAACAUAAAUGGAGAUGCUUUUAACGAGAAAUCAAGGAUUCCGAACCCCCAGAGAUUGAUAAGGGCUUAUUGCCAAUCCGCGGCGACUCUUAACCUUCUUAGGGCCUUCGCCACUGGAGGAUAUGCUGCAAUGCAGAGGAUUAGCGAAUGGAAUCUUGAUUUUGCUGAGCACAGUGAGCAGGGAGAUAGGUAUGCUUUCUUAAACCUAUCUUGGUUUCAUUUCUCCACACUAAACGUGAGCUUGUCAAGUUUUAGCUUUUGGUACUUUACAAUAUUCAACGAGCCUGGAUCAUUGCGUGAAAAUUUGAAGCAUAGCCUAGAACGUGUGUACCCAAAAAACAGGAGAAAAGAUAUCAUUGUGCUUGUUCAUAGUCUGGUGUUUUGUGAGUACCAUGCCUAUUAG